This is a messenger RNA of Exophiala mesophila, 919 nucleotides long. RefSeq lists its product as uncharacterized. Gene Ontology annotation, molecular function: oxidoreductase activity. NCBI's taxonomy places the organism in Eukaryota, Fungi, Ascomycota, Eurotiomycetes, Chaetothyriales, Herpotrichiellaceae. The transcript is spliced from 6 exons. The record is from RefSeq and is a predicted model, not a curated record. Bases 188 to 874 code for a protein of 228 amino acids.
CGCAAAUCCGCCUUCAAACCGACUCCAUCGUGUAUUCUGACUUGGUGACUUCGAAAGAAAAGGACAAAUAUAACGCUCUCGGUUGUAUUUUGCUUACGCUGGACCCAUACCCAUCCAUUGAAUUUAUACUGUAUUCUACCUCCAAACGCCAACACUGAAUAAUCCGUUGGACGAAUAAUAAGACAGUAUGCCGUACGAAUCACAGAUCUCGUUCACGUUGGAUACGAUAUGUCCAUGGACGUAUCUGGCUAAGAAAAGACUUGAUGAAGCGCUCCGAAGAUUCCGUGAAUCGGAUCAAGCCAAAGACGUGACUUUCACAGUCAAAUACUUCCCGUACCAGUUAUAUCCGGGAGCCACCAAGGAAGGCGAAGAUAAAUAUGAAUGGUACAAGAAAUCACGAUAUGGAAACUCGGAAGAUAAGAUGAAAAUGUACAUGGCCCUCAUGACCGCGUACGGCAAAACCGCCGGGAUAUCAUUCAAAUUCCACGGCACUGUCGGCAACACCCUCGACGCCCACCGAGUAAUCCAACAUUUUCAAGAAACACGCGGUCCCGAAACAGCAGACAAGAUGAUUUCAUCACUAUACUCACAAUUCUUCGAGAAUGAGCAACAUCCAUCCACGGACGAGACACUUCUCAAAGCUGCGGCUGACGCGGGAAUUCCAGAGAAUGAAGCUAGAUAUAUUAUUGUGGAGCAGCGUGACGAGGGAAUGAGUACGGUUCGUGAUCUGAUUCGUGAGCAGAAUAUGAAUGCGGUGGAUUCGGUGCCCACGGUUAUCUUCGAGGGUAAGAGGAGGGAUAUUACGCUGGUGGGUGCGAAGGAGGUGGAGGAGUAUGAGAAGGCUUUGAUGAGUAUUGUUAAGGAGAGUAAGUAGGUAGACUUGAUUAGAUGGGUGUCCUGGAGACGGAGUGCAUGGAAG